CGAAAAAUCGCAAGUCAUAUAGUCAAAAAUUAAAGUCACAUACGCGUUUAAUAUAAGCGACUGACGCUUUGUCAACCGUCAUGCGAUGCGACAGGCGUGCGAGCAAAUUUACGAAGUACGCUUGUACUUUAAGGUCGAAGUGCUCCCCUGCGCACGCUCGCAAAGAGACCAAUCGGGAAUUUUUACCAUAAGUAGGCAAUGAAACUUAAGCGGGUGGUUGUAAUCAACGAAUCCGGGUUAAUCAACACACAGUUAAGUUAACUUCACGAUCAUUCGCUGAGUGUGCGUGUAAUGUUGGAAAAAGUUCUACACACACUACCGUUGAGUGGAGCGCCAAAGAGCGUAGCGUAAGCAUACAGAUAAGCAUUAACUGACUGCGGUCAAAGUUUGCUCAGUUUUUGUUAUUAACGCUAUUGUUAUUGUUGCGUUUUAUUACUACUGCGAGCGUCGCCGCAUAAUGGUUAUAAUUCUGAAAUAAAUUUGUUGAAAACAAGGCAAGCGCGCUCAGUCACAAACGAUCCUACGACGCGCAUCACUGAACGCGGAAAGCUUACGCGCAGUGAACGAACGAAACGAAAUACAAAAACAGAGUUGCAAAUAAAUAUUUUUUUGUCAAAAAUUAAAGCAAUUAGAAGAACGAAACAACAAAAUAAGCAGCAGAGUUUACAGUAACAAUUAAAGUGUUUUAAAAAGCUUCGCAACCAAAGCUAUAUAGCGUUAACUGAAAGUCGCGCAACGAGUAAAAUCAAACUAGCUAAGUUACUUGUACGUAACAAGCUCUCAAGCCAGCAGUUGUCCUUUCCAGACGCCUGAAAUCAACAGGUGCUGCUCACUUAAACGCAAAUUUCGUAUAUACAAUCAAUUCACAGCGCCAUGAAAGGCAAUAGACUCACCACGCACGAUCGCCGGUUUCUACGCAGCAUAUUGACCGAUUUGAUCAUCUUUAUUGUGCUCGGCAUACCGAUAUUGAUAUGCGAGUUUGUCAUCGAGCCUUUUCGUCGCGGCUUCUUCUGUGACGAUGAAACGAUACGUUAUCCUUUUCGCCCGAAUACGAUAACCACCGUUACGCUCGCUAUAAUUAUCUUGGUCGUGCCGGCGAUUAUUCUGCUUUUAGUCGAAUUAACGCUCUUCUAUCGUUGCGAUCGCAUACGUGAGACGGUGCUGCUGCUCGGCUACAAGGUGCCUGCAUGGCUUUUGGAAUUCGCGAAACAUGCGCUCUACUUUACAUUCGGUGGCCUACUAACACUCGCAGCGACGGAGGUGGGCAAGUUCACAAUUGGACGUUUGCGUCCACAUUUCAUCAGCGUAUGUCAGCCACAGUUGAGCGACGGCAGCAAUUGUGAGUCGCCACAGAAUCGGCAUCGCUACAUUGAGAAUUACACUUGUGUAAGCAGCGGCUAUACGUUGGGAGACGUGUGGGAGGCGCGUUUGUCCUUUCCAAGUGGUCACUCAAGCUUGAGUUUCUUCGCGCUCACUUACAUCGCUAUUUAUCUGCAGUACAAAAUCACCUGGCGUGGUUCGAAAUUGACACGGCAUUUUCUGCAGUUCACACUGGUAAUGUUGGCUUGGUUCACGGCGCUGUCGCGCAUCAUGGACAAUUGGCAUCACUGGUCAGAUGUGCUAUGCGGGAGUGUUUUGGGUUUUGCAAUGGCGCUAAUUACCGCCCGUUAUAUUACAAAGGAAUUCAAGACGCCACAGUCGUGUUUGCGUGUGCAGCUGCCGAGGCAGGACACGUGUACGACGCUGAACGAGAUCGUACCGACGCCACCACCGUAUACGGUGGGACUUGGCGUCGAUGAUAGCGUACCGUCGCUGCAUCGAGAGAGCAAUGGCGGUAGCACGCGCAGCUUCAGUAAUGAUCAGUAUUGCACGAAAGUGUGACUUUCAGGGGUGACAGUAGGGAAGGAGAGUAAUUUAACUUAAAAUGUGAUAGUUACUAAUUAAGUGGUUGAAAUAUUGUAAAAUGCUGAUUAUGCUAAGUGGUAAUUAUGGAACAAGAAACGUGUAAAUACUUGAAAAAUUAAAGGCAGAUAUAAUGUAAGUGGGGACAGUUUUAAAAACUAAAGUGUAAUGCUAGCGUCUCAUGCGAUGCAAUUCCUAAUAUUGAUUAUAUUAUAUAUAUAAUAUGUGGGCAGUUUUGCGGUAUUAAAAAGUGAGAACAGUUUGCAAAGUACGAUGAAACGCAGAUUCCCGCUUACUAUUCAAGUUGGAAAGCUUCAAACGGGACGCAAUUAUUUUACGUAAUUAGUGUUGUUAUUGUCUUUUUCGGCCUUUUUGUACAAAUAAGUAAAUUUUUGUCAUAUAAUAAAAAAAAUUUUGUCAUAGCAUAAAAGUCGAAGGUUGCAAACCAGAUAUUGCCAAACUGGGAACAGUUCAAAAUCAGCGAAAAGAAGUUGCAGCAAGCUAAAAAUAUAUACAGAGUUUUUUCGAAGAAAAACCUUUUUAAAACUGAGAACACUUUAAAAUUUGCUGAGCACAGUUACAUUGCAAGGGCAGCUUUUACAAUAAUGAAAAUAAAAUACGGACAAAUAUGUUAGUAAAACCAAAGAUCUUAUAAAUUUUAAGAAAAAAAACUUGUUAAUUCAAAAUAAGUUUUUUAUAAAAAUUUAAGCAAAAAUUAAUAAAUUUAUUCACAACUUUUAAGAAAAAAAUAUUAACGCAACUACAUAUUCUAUUGCAGAAAACAGAUUUGUAUGCCAUUGCAUAUAUUUAACCAAAAUAUAUACACUGUUUCAAUUGAGAAAAUUAUAUUUGUUAUUAAGUUAAAAUUUAUUUACAAAUGUAUUCCUAAUUUUUGCCGUCUCAGUAUCAGUUCCGCGUAAAUUUGCGUGUUUACUUGCGUAGUUUUUAUGAUAUAUAGCUUUGAGAACUUAUUAAUGUAGAUUGCGAUUCAGUGUAAAUUAACCGUUAUGUGGUUAUUUAUAAAAUUACGUUUUAAGUAAUUGUUUAAAAAUAAAGAAAAAACAAAUGAAA
Messenger RNA from Bactrocera oleae (olive fruit fly), 2973 nucleotides. RefSeq names its product putative phosphatidate phosphatase. Gene Ontology annotation, molecular function: phosphatidate phosphatase activity. Gene Ontology annotation, biological process: phospholipid metabolic process; phospholipid dephosphorylation; signal transduction. Gene Ontology annotation, cellular component: plasma membrane. The record is from RefSeq and is a predicted model, not a curated record. Lineage: Eukaryota; Metazoa; Arthropoda; Insecta; Diptera; Tephritidae.